Colletotrichum graminicola M1.001 is the source of this 1749-nucleotide messenger RNA. RefSeq names its product AMP-binding enzyme. Gene Ontology annotation, molecular function: medium-chain fatty acid-CoA ligase activity. The transcript has 3 exons. Gene Ontology annotation, biological process: fatty acid metabolic process. NCBI's taxonomy places the organism in Eukaryota, Fungi, Ascomycota, Sordariomycetes, Glomerellales, Glomerellaceae. The coding region runs from base 1 to 1749 and encodes 582 amino acids. The record is from RefSeq and is a predicted model, not a curated record.
AUGGCUUCCACUGCCUCGCUCCCAAAACUCCCCCUCUUCGAGGCCAUCUCCCGGCACGACCCCGAGUCCACGGCCGUGGUCCACUCGCUAUCCGGCCGCCGCUUCAAGUAUGGUGAGCUCCUGGGCGACGUGCGCCGCGCGCGAGACAAGCUCCUGGACUCGGCGGGCAAGCAAGACCUCAAUGGCGAGCGCAUCGCCUUCUUGGUAGAGAACAGCUACGACUAUGUAGUGACUCUCCUCGCUGCAUUCGCUGCUCGCUCCAUCGCGGUUCCUCUGUCCCCGGCCUUCCCCGCGCCCGAGCUCCAGUACAUCCUAGACCAGAGUGAGGCGUCGCUGCUCGUGUCCUCGGCAAAGUUCGCAACCAAGGCGAAGGAAGUGCUCUCAGCAAAGCUCGCCUCGAACCCUACGCAAGUCGAGCUGCAGAAGCACCACGGCGGCAGCGCGCAUGAGCAAGUCGAGCUUGAGGACGCCGACGUGGGCGCCGCGGGCAUGAUGCUGUAUACCUCGGGCACCACAAACAGACCGAAAGGCGUCUUGCUCCCCCAGUCCGUCCUGACGGCGCAGUCCAAGUCUCUGAUCGAGGCGUGGAACUACUCCCCCAAAGACCACCUCCUUCACGUCCUCCCCCUACACCACAUCCACGGCACCGUCAACGCCGUCCUUACCCCCCUCCUCGCCGGGUCCACGAUCGAGUUCAUGUUUCCUUUCAACGCCGACGCCGUCUGGAAGCGCCUCGCCGCGCCCUUCAUCGCUAGCAACGGCGUCAACGACACCAAUGGCGCUAACGGCACGCACGCCCUCCCCAAGGAGAAGAUCACAUUCUUUACCGUCGUCCCGACGGUCUACUCCCGCCUCCUCGUGACCCACAAGGGUCUGCCCCUCGACCCCGCCGAGCCGACCCGCGAGGCCGUCUCCCCGCGCCACAUGCGCCUCGCCAUCUCCGGCUCCGCCGCCCUGCCGACGCCCAUCAAAGAGUCCUGGAAGACCCUCUCCAAGGGCAACGUCCUUCUCGAGCGCUACGGCAUGACCGAGGUCGGCAUGGCCCUCUCCUGCGGCCUCGACUUCGCCGACCGCGUCGACGGCAGCGUUGGCUGGCCCCUCCCCGGCGUCGAGGCCCGCCUCGUCGACAUGGACACGGGCGCCGUCAUCCCCCCGGGUCAAGACGUCGACCCGGAAACCGGCCGCGAGCGCCCCGGCGAGAUCCAGCUCCGCGGCCCCACGGUCUUCAAGGAGUACUGGCGCAACCCUGAGGCCACGGCCAAGGAGUUCGUUGAGGGGGAGGACGGCAAGGGCAGGUGGUUUAAGACGGGCGACAUCGCCGUCCGCAGGCCCGUCCCGAACGCAGGCCUCAAUGCGGCGCAGUCGUCCUGGGCCAAGGGCGACAUGUACUUCAUCCAGGGCCGCAAGAGCGCCGACAUCAUCAAGACGGGCGGCGAAAAGGUCAGCGCCCUCGAGGUCGAGCGCGAGCUGCUCUCGCUACCCGAGGUCGCCGAGGCCGCCGUCGUCGCCGUCCCCUCGGGCAAGUGGGGUUCCAAGGUCGGCGCCGUCGUCAUCCUCAACAUGGACGUCGUCCCCCACUGGUCCCCAAUGGCCAUGCGGAGGGCCCUUCGCGACCGCCUCGUCAACUACAAGAUCCCCCAGGUCCUCAAGGUCGUCGACCACAUCCCGCGCAACGCCAUGGGCAAGAUCAACAAGAAGCAGCUGGUCCAGGCCGUUUUCGAAGACCAGUUCAGCGGCGACGAGAUGUAA